CUUUUGACACCUGAUCUGUCGAAAACUCAGUUCAUGUCGGCCAUUUCGACAUUUGCUCGACAUUUGUAAAACUUGUCUUCGACGUUUCCUCAGUAAUAUUGACUCUGCACACCAACCACAGUAUAGUGCUAAAUGGGGUCCGCUCUCCUAAGAAAAACCUUCUUGCUUGUGAUCUCCUGUAUCCUGAAUGCAGAGCUGAACACUUCGCAAGCUAUGGAGGGCAUCUUUCAAGACUAUGGCAACGAAAAAACUCAACGAUUUCCGGUUUACCAUACAGUAAAGGGCUUUGAUAUUCAAGUGAGAUUCUCCACUAAAACUUGCACGGGGCAAUUGGUGGAGAUAAUGAGUAAGGACACCAAUCAUUUCUUGCGCAUCACGCUUCUCGACAUCGGCCUCAUUCGGAUGUCAUUCAGUACCCCUAACGGUCAGAGCCAAUUGAAUCUUGCUAUGCCAUCAAAAGGAGGGUUCUGCAAUGGCAAGAGGCACUCUGUUUGGCUCAGCAUCUACCGUGGUGUUGUUUCAUAUGGUGUUGACAAAGUUCUUCCAAAAAGGUUUUACGUGGCGCACUUAAGAGAACUGUUUUCGUCGCCAGAAAACAUAAUUAUUGGCAAAGGGCUUCAGGGAUGUGUUUCUGGUUCCACGGUUGUCCUUCGCGUCAAUAAGACCCACGAAUACCGUGUAGGAACGUCGUCUGGUUGUUCGAUGGCUAAAUCCACUACUCGAUCUCCGAAACAAAUGCUUGCACAGAAAAUUGCAAUCUUCGAUGAACCCGAUUGCAAACCAUUAACCUUCGCAUCCUGUAAAACACUUGGUUAUAACUUGACCCAAGUACCAAACCAUCUUCAACACAAGACAUAUUCUCAGGCUGCAGCUGAAUUGGGGACGUUCAUGUCAAAGCUCCAACCUCAAUGCUCUCCUCAUUUGAUGUCAUUCCUGUGUCAACUGUAUCUACCGCCAUGUAUCCCUCACCAGUCCUCCUCUCCUCCGUGCAGGUCGCUUUGCGAGAGUGUCCAGGAAGGCUGUUCCACCCCUUGGCCCAGCCACCUUAACUGUACUCAGUUUCCGCGUGCAACUGACAACAAAAAGUGCUUUCUAGGAUCUGCAAAGGUAACGACUAAGAGGACAACCUUGAUGAGAGGAACUAUAACUAAGAACGAGAAACUGACGGAGACGAAUUCACUGAAGAACGUAAUAAAGAGAAAUCCGAUUAUAUCAAGGAAAGCUGAGGAAAGUACAACUGAAACAACAUCUGUAAAAACGGAUGCACGGUUCACAAAACAAAAUCAAGGAAAAGAUACCCUUGUGAAAAGUUCUUCAACAUUGACUAGUGAAAUGGACUCAAGGGUGUCCACAACUGCUGUGACGGAAUCAACAAUAAGACAAACAGCAAGCUUUCUUUCCUCUGUGAUGACAGGAACACAAUCAAAAGUUGUGGUAAAAGAAAAACUUGAAAAACAUUCGUCAACAGCUGCUCCAUUAGUUGAUAAAAACUUGAAGAGAAGGAAUGAAACGAAUAUUGAUAAGGACUCAAUACCGAAAAAAACAGAGAAUUCACGUUGGAAUUUUUCAACGCCUUUAUUGUCUGCAAAAAAAACAGGUAUUUGUGGAGGUGUGUUGAUGUCUGUCAGGGGUCAGUUCAUGUCACCAGGAUAUCCAACAGGGUAUCCCUCCAACACAACGUGUAGGUGGUCCAUCAUCUUACCGAGUGAUUACCACCUCAUCAGUUUCACUUUCCACAAAGUGUACUUAGAGGAGGAUAGAAACUGCGUGUACGACUACAUUGCUGUGUACGACAUGUUGGACAACGAAGUGGGUCAGCGGUAUUGCGGUUCCAUUACAUCUCCUAUCGUGAAACACGUCAAAGGCAACGUGGCCACAGUUGUUUUCCAUUCAGAUUUUGCAAACAGCAAGAGGGGAUUCAUCCUGUCUUAUAAAGGUCGUAAAUGCCAUGACCCAUCGGUAGUGGAGCCAUUUUACUGAUUUCUUAGCUAGAGAGGGCAACUGAAAGGGUUCACUUAAUCCCGAUUAGGAGUUGUUUCACCACUUAGGUGAUAUGUCUGUUUGAUAGACUGUAAUCUGUUAAGUAUUUAGAUAAUUUGAUUUCUGAACACUUGGAAUUGUCCUCCAAAAUGUUUACAAACUAGAAAAACAACAAUUUAAGAAAGCAGUAUUUGAAAACCUCUCUCAGAUAUUUUCAAUAUAUUAUAUUAUAUAGAAUCUAUAAAAUAAUAAACAUUUUAUCAACAACUGAA
Molecule: messenger RNA, 2252 nt
Organism: Stylophora pistillata
Lineage: Eukaryota; Metazoa; Cnidaria; Anthozoa; Scleractinia; Pocilloporidae
Biological process (GO): non-canonical Wnt signaling pathway; canonical Wnt signaling pathway
Cellular component (GO): plasma membrane
Molecular function (GO): Wnt-protein binding; Wnt receptor activity
Source: RefSeq, a predicted model, not a curated record